Molecule: messenger RNA, 1125 nt
Organism: Salvia hispanica
Lineage: Eukaryota; Viridiplantae; Streptophyta; Magnoliopsida; Lamiales; Lamiaceae
Molecular function (GO): catalytic activity
Source: RefSeq, a predicted model, not a curated record
AUGAGUCUAGCGCAUUCAGACAAAGGGGUGGAUAGCUCAUGCCGCAAGGAAGGAGGUCCGAAGGAACAUGAAUCAGGGGUGCUAGAGAUGGAAUCAGAUAAAGCGAAAGAGAUUGAAUCCACUUCAGAAGGUGUGGGGGGCAUGAAAAAGGAUCUGGCUAUCAAGGAGCUUAUUUCAGGCCAACAAUGCUUCUUGUUAGGCUUGGUGGAGUCAAAACACAAGGUUUUAUUGGAGUUUAAAGUGAAGCACUGGUGGGUUCUCUCGGAAAUCGGAUGGGAACACACUUUGGUUGUUCAUGGAGGAGGGGUAAUUACCUGCUGGGACAAAAGCAAAUUUGAGAUUUUAGGAUUCAUGAAAGGGGAAAGAUGGAUUCUUUUAGAAGGGAUUAUUAAGGUUAAUGCUUUUAAUUGUGGUAUCAUAGUAGUCUAUGCUCCUAACCAUAGAUAUGGUCGCGAACAGCUCUGGAACGAUUUAUUGGGGCUUCGAGAUCAGAUUAAAGAACCUUUGCUGGUGAUGGGGGACUUCAACGAAGUUAGACAUGUUGAGGAAAGAAACGGCGGAGCUAGCUGUUUUGGAAGUAUAAGAGAGUUUCAAGAGUGGAGUGAAAACAUGAUGAUUCAAGACAUGCCUCUUAUUGGGAGAAAAUACACUUGGGGUAGAGGAAACUCUAGGAGCAGGCUGGACAGAGUCUUUCUCGACCAUGAGUGGAGUGUCAAAUAUCCUGAUGCCAGAAAGCUGAAAGCUCUCCAUAAGCUGCUUAGAAAAUGGAACAAGGAAACUUUUGGGAAUAUCGAUGAAACAAUCAAGAAGCUUAAGGUGGAACAACUUAGAUUCCAGAAUAAGAUUGACUGGGGAAGAGGAGACGAGUGCGACACGACAAAACUCAUGGCUCUUGAAGCACAGUUACAUAAGUGGAUGGACCGAAAAGCUUGCUAUUGGAAGCAAAUGUCGAGAGAUAGAUGGCUCAAGAAAGGAGAUAGAAACACAAAGUACUACCAUGUUGUGACUAUUGGAAGAAGACGGUUUAAAAGAAUUGAUCAAAUCAGAAGUGGUGAGAGGAUGUUCAAAAGCCCAAGAGACAUCAAGAUCGAGAUUCUGAAGUUCUAUAAAGGUUUGUAUAGGUAG